Messenger RNA from Actinia tenebrosa (Australian red waratah sea anemone), 1716 nucleotides. RefSeq lists its product as uncharacterized. NCBI's taxonomy places the organism in Eukaryota, Metazoa, Cnidaria, Anthozoa, Actiniaria, Actiniidae. The record is from RefSeq and is a predicted model, not a curated record. Gene Ontology annotation, molecular function: Notch binding.
ACUAAAAGAGCUGUGCGAGCAAAUAUACGAGUAAUAAGAAGGCGGUCUUGGAGGCACACACAAUAUCACAAUAUCGCUAUCUACAGCUCUUAGAUCAGUGGAUUUGUAUAAACAAAAGUUUACUAACUGAAGAUAUCAUUUACAGGUGUUUUGGUGCUAGCGUCGUGUACAAAAGUAUCAGACUGGACUGCCAACAACAGCAAAGGAUGACAGCACUUGAGCGAUGAGAAUUCAACAUCAGAUCUACAACGCAAAGCUUGUUCGCUUUCCCUCGUUGCUGUAAGAUGCAGGAAGGUUUUAAUGGAUCUGGGGAUGAUGUUCAUCUUCAAGUAAAAAAAGCAUACCAAGUGCAAACCAAAAUAGAUAUAAAUUCAAUAAGUAAUUUACGGGAUUUCCGACAGAACCAUACUAACUGCUCUCAGUGUAUGAAAGAAAAAGAGAGUUUUAUAGAAGUACCAGGAAAAGUUACACCACAAACGGUGGACUGUUCUAGCAGAAAAGGAAACAAGUCUUGUUCAAGCAAGCAAACAUGGACUUCUUGGCAGAGAAGAAUCGCUUGUGACACUCGCUCUUGUAUGUCACCUUGUGCUACGUCAAACACAAAGAAAACGUCUUUAAAUGACACGAACUUUGAAAGACGACUGCAUAUUGACAUUUUAAUGUCCGAUACAUGGGUAAACGUCUUUCAGAUAGUACUAUCUUAUAUUGUUUUGUUGUAUGGGAAAAGCUGGUCGCGACUAGUGGCAGCAAGCAAGAAUAAGAAUGGGAUAAUGCGGAUGCAUGCAAACACGUUGUACAGUAUUUGGAUGUUUUUCUCUUUAAUUUGCUUUGCAAAUGCAACGAGUAUUUCUACUACUGUCUUCACUACAGAAAGUAUCAGCUUAUCCAGCACUGUUGUAAACAAUACUUCCAACACUGCCAUCUCUCCUACUACUGUCUUCGCUACAGAAAGCAGCAACUUAUCAAGCACUGUUGUAAACAAUACUUCCAACACUGGCAUCUCUCCUACUACUGUCUUCGCUACAGAAAGCAGCAACUUAUCCAGCACUGUUGUAGAUAAUGGUACCAACACUUCCAUCACUCCUUCUGCUGUCUUAACUACAGAGAGUAUCAACUUGUCCAAUACAACAAUCAAUGCAACAGUAAAGGUUAGCAUAUUACCAAGUACGCUAUUCGUUUCUUCUGACCAAGUAAUAUCAACAGUAGUAUCAGCAUCAGUGAAUUUCACAAGGAACUUUGCAGUGUCAAUAACACCAUCGAUUAAUUUCACCAUGUCUACGAUAAAUUCAUCUCUAAAUUACUCACUAAUGGCGUCUUCGGUAACACCCAACUCUACUGUAAUGGUGGUGAGUAGGUCUUCCUCGAUAUCUGUUCCAUACAAGCCAUGGACGAAUGAGUCAAUCCGUACCAUAAACGUGACCGUCAAGAUUUUCAAUGAACGCUUUAGUGUCGAUUUGAUAUCAAGUAACACCAGCGCGUACACUAAUCUAUCAAAGAGAGUGAGAAAUACGUUUGACCGUAUCUUUUCCGAACAACCAGGAUACAUUAACAUCACCGAUAUCAAGUUCAGUAACGGAAGUGUUGUGGUUAAGUUCCAAGCGAACUUCAACUUAACUUCAAAUAUGACCGCACUGGAUGCGAAGACAGAGAUUAUCAAUCGAAAUGGAAGCAGAAACAUUGAAAAUUUUAUCUUUUCAAGUGAUGUAAAGGCAUUUG